This is a messenger RNA of Mandrillus leucophaeus (drill), 2427 nucleotides long. It is a transcript of the gene AIFM3, whose product is annotated as apoptosis-inducing factor, mitochondrion-associated, 3. The transcript is spliced from 20 exons. Gene Ontology annotation, cellular component: cytoplasm; mitochondrion. Bases 286 to 2100 code for a protein of 604 amino acids. Gene Ontology annotation, molecular function: oxidoreductase activity, acting on NAD(P)H; 2 iron, 2 sulfur cluster binding; flavin adenine dinucleotide binding. NCBI's taxonomy places the organism in Eukaryota, Metazoa, Chordata, Mammalia, Primates, Cercopithecidae. Gene Ontology annotation, biological process: execution phase of apoptosis. The record is from RefSeq and is a predicted model, not a curated record.
CUCCUGGCCACAGCUUGAGCUGGGAGGAGGGUGGAGGCUGGGCCGCCUCCUGGACCCCUGCCCUCCCUGCCCGGCCUUCCAAGGCCCGGCAGCCUCAGUCCACUGCUGGGCCUGGAACACGGAGCAGUGGCUGCCCUGAGAGGAGGUCCUAGAGCAGCACCAGCAGGAUGGCAUCUCCAGCAUCUCUAAGGCCUUCAGGGGGUCCAGCCCCAUGGGGGGCGCCCUAGGCCUCCAACAGCUCCCCAUCUGUGCUCCUGCCUGCCGGCCAUCUUCAGGCCACUCACCAUGGGUGGCUGUUUCUCCAAGCCCAAACCAGGCGCUGACUUGCCCACAGUGGAGCUCAAGAUCGAGGUGGUGCUGCCUGAGAAGGAACGAGGCAAGGAGGAGCUGUCGGCCAGUGGGAAGGGCAGCCCCCGGGCCUACCAGGGCAACGGCACGGCCCGCCACUUCCACACGGAGGAGCGUCUGCCCACCCCUCACCCCUACCCCAGCCCUCAGGAUUGUGUGGAGGCUGCUGUCUGCCACGUCAAGGAUCUCGAGAAUGGCCAGAUGCGGGAAGUGGAGCUGGGCUGGGGGAAGGUGUUGCUGGUGAAGGACAAUGGGGAGUUCCACGCCCUGGGCCAUAAGUGUCCGCACUACGGCGCACCCCUGGUGAAAGGCGUUCUGUCCCGUGGUCGGGUGCGCUGCCCCUGGCAUGGUGCCUGCUUCAACAUCAGCACUGGGGACCUGGAGGACUUCCCCGGCUUGGAUAGUCUGCACAAGUUCCAGGUGAAGAUUGAGAAGGAGAAGGUGUACGUCCGGGCCAGCAAGCAGGCCCUACAGCUGCAGCGAAGGACCAAGGUGAUGGCCAAGUGUAUCUCCCCAAGUGCUGGGUACAGCAGUAGCACCAAUGUGCUCAUUGUGGGCGCAGGUGCAGCUGGCCUGGUGUGUGCAGAGACACUGCGGCAGGAGGGCUUUUCCGACCGGAUCGUUCUGUGCACGCUAGACCGGCACCUUCCCUAUGACCGUCCCAAGCUCAGCAAGUCCCUGGACACACAGCCUGAGCAGCUGGCCCUGAGGCCCAAGGAGUUUUUCCGAGCCUAUGGCAUCGAGGUGCUCACCGAGGCUCAGGUGGUCACAGUGGAUGUGAGAAACAAGAAGGUCGUGUUCAAGGAUGGCUUCAAGCUGGAGUACAGCAAGCUGCUGCUGGCGCCAGGGAGCAGCCCCAGGACUCUGAGCUGCAAAGGCAAAGAAAUGGAGAACGUGUUCACCAUCCGGACGCCAGAGGAUGCCAAUCGCGUGGUGAGGCUGGCCCGAGGCCGCAAUGUGGUCAUCGUGGGAGCCGGCUUCCUGGGGAUGGAGGUGGCCGCUUACCUGACGGAGAAGGCCCACUCCGUGUCUGUGGUGGAGCUGGAGGAGACGCCCUUCAGGAGGUUCUUGGGGGAGCGCGUGGGUCGUGCCCUCAUGAAGAUGUUUGAGAACAACCGGGUGAAGUUCUACAUGCAGACUGAGGUGUCAGAGCUGCGGGGCCAGGAGGGAAAGCUGAAGGAGGUUGUGCUGAAGAGCAGCAAGGUUGUGCGGGCUGACGUCUGCGUGGUGGGCAUUGGUGCAGUGGCUGCCACAGGCUUCCUGAGGCAGAGCGGCAUCGGUCUGGAUUCCCGAGGCUUCAUCCCUGUCAACAAGAUGAUGCAGACCAAUGUCCCAGGCGUGUUCGCAGCUGGUGACGCCGUCACCUUCCCCCUUGCCUGGAGGAACAACCGGAAAGUGAACAUUCCACAUUGGCAGAUGGCUCAUGCUCAGGGGCGCGUGGCAGCCCAGAACAUGUUGGCGCAGGAAGCGGAGAUGAACACCGUGCCCUACCUCUGGACCGCCAUGUUUGGCAAGAGCCUGCGCUACGCGGGCUACGGAGAAGGCUUCGACGACGUCGUCAUCCAGGGGGAUCUGGAGGAGCUGAAGUUUGUGGCUUUUUACACUAAAGGCGACGAGGUGAUCGCCGUGGCCAGCAUGAACUACGAUCCCAUUGUGUCCAAGGUCGCUGAGGUUCUGGCCUCAGGCCGCGCCAUCCGGAAGCGGGAGGUGGAGACUGGCGACAUGUCUUGGCUUACAGGGAAAGGAUCCUGAGCUCACAUGCAGUAGACUUGGGCAGGCAAAGGGGGGCACCAGGGGCAGAGGCCAAGCCUUGGGGGCAGGUGCCAAUCUCCAGUCCCAGGAUCCCCCAGGGCAGAACCUGAGCCCUCCCAGUGCUUGCCUUCAGCCACCUGGCUCCCCUCCUGGGAGGCCUCUGCUGGAUCCAGAAGAUGCUCAACCCUCAAGGCCUCUACUGCCACUGACAGCUGGCACUGGAGGCAGGACAGGCCCUGCCUCUUCUCCCUCUAUUGGGACUGGUCCCCUGAAGAACCCUGCAACAUGUAGACAUUGCCGUAAAAUUAAAACGCACAAACUUGCAGA